This is a messenger RNA of Nymphaea colorata (pocket water lily), 2751 nucleotides long. RefSeq names its product disease resistance protein Roq1-like. The transcript is spliced from 5 exons. The record is from RefSeq and is a predicted model, not a curated record. Gene Ontology annotation, molecular function: ATP hydrolysis activity; ADP binding. Gene Ontology annotation, biological process: defense response. NCBI's taxonomy places the organism in Eukaryota, Viridiplantae, Streptophyta, Magnoliopsida, Nymphaeales, Nymphaeaceae. Bases 182 to 2548 code for a protein of 788 amino acids.
CACCGGCAUAAAAAGUCGUUAGAGCUGUCUGCAAGCUUACAUCUCCCUCCUGCAUUGCUUACUCGUUCGUCCUCUUCUCAGCUUCUGCAGAACUCUUCUUCCACAUCUCAGCAGGGAACUGUAUUCUUCACCCUCUCUCAGUCCAGAACAAAAGCUGGUUCUGCUUGUUGUUAACGACGUCAUGAGAACAUUAGACGGGAGAUUAUCAUCAAACAGGAGACCUUUCAAUGUAGCAAAUCACACUGUUGGUAUAGAAUCUCGUGUCGAUGAUGUUACAAACUUGUUGUGCUCGGGCGACGAUCACACAAGCAUUAUUGGGAUUCAAGGGGUUGGAGGAAUCGGCAAGACAACUAUUGCCAAGGCCGUUUGCAAUGAAUUAAGCAAUCAAUUUGAAGCCACCAGCUUCCUUUCCGACAUCAGUGAAAAAUCGAAGCAGCCUAAUGGACUUGCCUCUUUGCGGGGUCAGCUAAUCAGUGAAAUUUCGGAAACUGGCCUCGAAAAGGACGCGCCUACCAUGAAGAGGGCUCUUGUCAUUCUCGACGACGUCGAUCGCGUGGACCAAAUUGAUGAACUGCUAGACCGGCAGCAUUUAUUUGCUGCAGGAAGUAAGAUCAUAGUCACAACAAGGUGUGAGGACGUUCUGAUUAUGAAAGGUAUAGAAAAUCAUAAAAUCUAUAAGCCAAAUGAAUUGGAUGAAGACGAAUCCCUUAGACUGUUCAGUUAUCAUGCUUUUCUGAGUGAGCGACCAUUGGAAGGGUUUGUGGAGUUAUCGGAGCAAGUUGUGCAACUUACUGGUGGACUGCCGUUGGAGCUUGAGAUAUUUGGUUCUCUGUUUUAUAACAUAAGAACUGAAGAUGAAUGGGAAGAGAUGCUGGUCAGGUUAAUGUCAGCUCAAGAUCAAGAUGUUCAAGGGAUUCAGCACGGGGGGAUCCAAGAAAGACUAAGAAUCGCUUACGAAGAGUUGGAUUCAAAUGAAAAGCGCAUUUUUUUAGAUAUAGCGUGUUUCUUCAUUGGACGAGGCAAAGAGUAUGCGAUGCAUAUGUGGGAGGCCUGUGGACUUCACCCCAGUAGUGCAAUUGAAGUGCUUCUUCGCAAGUCUCUCGUCCAAAUUGAUAGCGAAAAGGAUGAGUUUGUGAUGCACGACCGAAUUCGAGACAUGGGCAGAGAAAUAGUUAUAAGUGAAGGCGUUAUGCGAAGUAGGUUUUGGAAUGAGGAUGGAAUAACAGAGGCAUUGCAGAACAAUGAAGAAACUGGGGAGCGUAUUGAAGGCAUCUCUCUCAAUUUAGAAGAGGGAGGACAGAUAGAUUUGGGUACUGAAGCAUUUGAACGAUUACAUCAGCUAAGACUGCUCCGCGUAAAUUUUGCCAAUUUCGAAAACAAUGACUUUUGCCAUUUUCCGGAAGAUUUGAAAUGGCUGGAGUGGAGAGGAUGUCCAUCAGAGUCACUCCCAUUAGACUGCAGAUUUAAGAAACUUUCCAUCCUUAUUCUAUCUCAAAGUAAUAUUACCCAGCUAUGGAAUGAGUCAGCACCAAGUGGAACUCAGUUGAACAUCAAAUUAGAAGAUGGGGUUUUUCAUGGACUGAAAGUCUUGGAUUUAUCCUCUUGUGCACAUCUCAACAGCAGCCCUGGCUUUGCCAGUGUUCCACACCUUCAGAAGCUGAUACUUGAUGAUUGCACCAGUUUGACUGAGCUUGAUGAAUCCCUAGGUUGCCUCGAGAAAUUGAAAUUCUUAAGUAUGAGAAUGUGCGAAAAUCUGAUCAGAUUGCCAGACAACAUGCAUCAGCUGCUUUCACUUGAAAAUCUAAUUCUUGGAAAUUGCUCCAAACUUUCUGCAAUCCCAAAGCUUCCUUCUACUUUAAUCACUCUGGAAGCCAAAGAUUGCACAGAUUUGAAAAUGCCGCUUGAUUUCUCAAACCUGACAAACUUGAAGUCACUGAAUCUGCAAGGAUGUAAGAAGAUCGUCUACUGUAGUGGCCUUGAAGGCCUGGAAUCCAUAGAAGUUUUACUCAUGGAUGGAUGUGAAGGCUUAAGUUUCAAUUUUAUGGAGAGCUUCCAGGGCAUAAGGUUUAACCAUUUGAAGGAGUUCAGCAUCACUGGUAGUUGGUCUUGUUUUGAGACUCUGGGAGAAGUUAUGGUUUUCAUGUUCCCGUACGGAUCUGAAAACGAUCCUCUACUCAUGGACUAUGUACACUGCCAUGGUCAUGUCAUCGACUAUGAAAGCCAUCGAGUACACUGCCAUGGUCAUGUCAUCGAUUAUGAAAGCCAUCGAAACAUUAUGGUUUUAAUCAGACACUAUGCUGGUGAUGAAGUCAUGUUUGAAGCUGUUAAGGAAGCUUGCCGUGAUGAUGAUAAUGAUCUGGAAGACCAUAACCGUGGAUAUUGCUACACUCUUAAUUUGAAUGGUAACGAUGAGGUUACCAGGCAACUAACAGCUUUCUAUAACAAGAUAUAUAUUUCAACAGCUGAUGGAAGCUUGCUGCGAAGAAUUGAUAUGAAACUUCGCCACAAUAAUUACUGGGCAGGAGUUAACAAUGAUUUGCGGCUGUGAUGGGAGGAACUCUGACUAUCGUCAUUCAAAAAUGAACACCGAAGGAAGGAUUGGGCUAUAGAAUUCUCUUUUCAUAUUUUUUAAGUCAUCCCUCUUAUUCCUAGUGAUUGAGAUUCUGUAAGCUUUUUGAGACAGAACAAUGUUUUUAUUGCAAGCCCUGAAGUUUUAGGGGCAGUUAAUGAAAGGUCAUCAGGAACGGUCUA